Coccinella septempunctata (seven-spotted ladybird) is the source of this 396-nucleotide messenger RNA. RefSeq lists its product as uncharacterized. The record is from RefSeq and is a predicted model, not a curated record. The transcript has 2 exons. NCBI's taxonomy places the organism in Eukaryota, Metazoa, Arthropoda, Insecta, Coleoptera, Coccinellidae. Bases 51 to 383 code for a protein of 110 amino acids.
GAUGUGAAUCAUGGGCCCUGGAUAAAAGACAGGAGAGCAGAGUGCAAGCGAUGGAGAUGAAGUACCUGAGAAGAGUGAGAGGCGUAACAAAAAUGCACAAAAUAAGAAAUGAAAAAAUAGGAGAGGACGUAGAAAUAGAGCCACUGAUGGAAUUCAUAGAAAAAAGGCAACUGAGCUGGUGGGAACACCAGCACAGGAUGAACAACGAGCGACCUGUCAAAAAGAUAUGGGAGUCGAAAGUUCAAGGAAAAAAGAGAAGGGGCAGACCAGAACGAACAUGGGAUAAAACUCUGAAUGAAAUAAUCACCAGAAGAGGAAAGACAUGGAGAGAGGCGAAGAACAUGGCGAUGAACAAGAAGACAUGGUCAAGGUUUGUGCACUGAGAGCAAAGGCAAA